Messenger RNA from Diplodia corticola, 3105 nucleotides. Its product is annotated as nacht domain protein. Bases 1 to 3105 code for a protein of 1034 amino acids. The transcript has 3 exons. The record is from RefSeq and is a predicted model, not a curated record. Lineage: Eukaryota; Fungi; Ascomycota; Dothideomycetes; Botryosphaeriales; Botryosphaeriaceae.
AUGUCAAACAUCCGCACGAGUUUGGCAAUACCGAUAGACCCAUGGGAGCGCGCAAAAUCCCGCUUUCUCGAAGGCCUGAGCGAUGAAGAGCGGUCAAGCUUCCAGUCCGCAACGCUGGAAACCAUUUACUACCAGGCUGAGGUGGUCCAUCGUGGUCACCAGCAGACAAGCAAGUUGAAUAAGUGCCGCCAAAAGCUCCGACCUCUCCUGAACGCGCUGGAAGCCUACGGGAGUGGCUUAGAUGUCAUCAGCAACACGGGAACGGUCUCCAUGGUCAUGGCUCCGCUCUGGGGAAGCAUACGAGUAGCUCUUCAAAUCGCACAAGACUCCACAGAGAUGUUUGAGAAAAUCGUCGAUAUGUUUACGGAGAUCGGAAACGCGCUUCCCCAUUUCCGCGACUACGAACGUUUGUUUCCGGAACACGAGAGUUUGUUGGUUGCAAUUUCCGAUGCGUACCUAACCAUCAUCUAUUUCUGUACCGAUAUCAAGGACCUCUUUGGAGAUGCGAAGAAGUCCAAGACAAGCAAAAUCAGCCUCAAGCUAGCAUGCAAGUCGGCUUGGAAACCGUUCACCGAGAAGUUCCACCGAUACCUGAGAGACUUCAAGGAACUCCAAUCGCGCAUCGAUACCGAAGCUGGAAAGGCGGAUAUGAUAGAAGCCAAACAAGAAAGACAGCGUCAUGAGGCUCACAGGAAGGCACUUAUCCUCUCCAACAAGAAAGAGAGGUUGCAAGAGUCGCUGCGAAGAAUCUCACCAUACGACUACAAGGGCCAUCACCGCAGGAUACAGGAACUACGACACCCGGGAACUGCCAUCUGGCUGUUCGACCUUCAGCCAUUUAAAGAGUGGCUCUUUACACCAUCCUCCUCAAUAUUUGGAUGUUUCGGCAUCCCAGGCUCUGGAAAGACGAUACUUUCAUCUUCAGUCAUGGAGCAUUUGCAAUCAACCCAGGAAUCCAGCGUCGUCUUCUACCACUAUUGUAGCUAUGAAUACCCGUCGUCACUGAAGGCUACAGCCAUCUUGGGAACGUUUUUGCGACAGCUUUUGGAAAGAGAAACACUUUUUGCCGGUGCCGAGUCUCUUCAUGAAGACUUGCUCGACAAGCUGAACACCCCGAUUCCCAAGGAACUUUUCGCCGCCAUCGCCAGAUACUUCAAGAGUGGGGAUACUUACGUUUUCCUCAUCGACGGGGUAGAUGAGCUACCAAGUUCAGAGCAGGCUGAACUUGCUGUCGUCUUGGAAAAAGCGGUGUCAGAUGCUCUCCAUUGCACAGUCAAGGUCUACAUCUCGUGUCGACCUGAGGCCGUGGUCAAGAAGAAGGCGUUCGAUCCCAAUCUUUCGGUCACUAUUUCCCCAGAGAACCUAUCUCAAGACAUCAUAAGCUUCGUAGAAGCAAAAGUUGAUGAGAAACUCAAGGAGGGUGAUCUCGAGCUCGGCGACCCUCACUUGAGGGAUGAGAUAAUUGAUCGACUGGCUGCAGGUGCGAAAGGCAUGUAUGUCACCAAACCCUUUGAUCAAUCGAUGAAGCCACUCAUGAUGUCUAGGUUCCUUUGGGUCAAAUUUCAGAUCGAUGAAAUCUGCGAAGCUGUCAGUGAUGAGGGAAUCCGCAAAACGCUUGCAGACCUUCCAAGAGACCUUGUUUCGACAUAUGCAAGGAUCAUUCAGAGAAUUUCAGCGUCGCCAGGCGGCCCGUCCAAAUUGGAAAUCCUCGGGAAAACCUGCCGCUGGCUUAUUUGCGCCAAACGGCCUUUGACCAUGGAAGAACUGAAGGUCGCCAUUGCCCUUGAAAUAACCGAUACCUCCAUGCCAACCGCUCGGAUAUCCAGUGGCGACGGAUCGAGGAUCAUUCGAGCAUGCAACAAUCUGGUCGUUCUUAGUAGAGCGGAUCGUAUCGUACAUCUUGCGCAUCAUACUGUUCGACAAUUCAUCCUUUUGGCCGAUGACGUACUAUCAGACUUCACGUCCACCCCUUCCGACGACGAUCCAAUGAUCAGUACCGAAGCCGGAAAAAUCUCACGUACCGCCUACAUGCGAAGCAGCGAGAAGGUGCACUUCAAUUUAGAAGACGCGGAUCGCGAAAUCGGUGCAUUGUGCUUGACUUUCCUGAACUUCGGCGAGUUUCAGACUGAAAUUGAAGUUCGGGAGGCAGACCAUACAACUUUGCAUACAACAGGGAGUAUAGUCAGUGGCUUACUCCAGACCAUGAUUCCAUCUUCCGGAAUCCUAAGGCAGUCACUUGCUUCUUUUGGUGGUAUCAGGGGGGUCGAUCAUUCCAAGAAGGUCACUCUUGUCCUUCCAAAAGCCAAACAAAGCGAUACGGCGCAGAAAACAGUUUUUGACCACUAUCCUCUCUUGCAGUACAUAUCUUCGUAUUGGCCUUUCCAUUUGGAUCAUUUCGACGGACCCCCCUUAAUCGGACCUGGAGCGGACAAUCGGUACCCUAGGAUUCACAACAUGGCUCUGGACGUCGCUUUUCGCAAAACCUUCCUUUUUCAAGCUCGGCCGUGGGAAACCCAAGAGUACACCAAAGUCGAACUUGAACAACAACACGUGUCACCCCCAGCCCAUCUACCCUUCUUCCGUUGGGCACUUGAACACGGAUCCGAGUAUCUCUGGUUCCAUUUUUUGCGUCUACUGGAGAAGUCUGAUGAUCAAAAAAGUUCAAAGCUGGCUGCAUAUAUGCGGUUCGAGAUGCAGCCAUACAGCAAGGAACGCGAUGUUAUUGUCCGCGCCGCAUCCGGAGGAAGUAUUGACAUUCUCUGCAGUUUGAUAGGUUGCCUCGAGGAUGAUUUUGGGGGAAUCAUUCCCCUAGAUGUGCUUUGCCACACCAUUGCUGUGAGCUCGGACACAACCUUGGAAAGUAUUUUCAAGUCGCUGGAUGCUUGUGAUAUUAGGAUUGCUAGAGGGCAGCCUGAACCAGAAAGAAAGUUCUUCUGGCAAUCGAAGUCUGAAGAGCCUGUUUCGUGGCUGGAACGCACCUGGUCAGCCGAUCACCUUGUCCAUGGACCGGACAAUAUCAUGGAUCUUGUUUUGGACCAUGCAACCAAGGAAGGGGAUUGGGAGGUUCAUCGUAAAGCCAAUAAGCUCAUACACCACCCUCCCUAG